This is a messenger RNA of Laccaria bicolor S238N-H82, 315 nucleotides long. RefSeq lists its product as uncharacterized. The record is from RefSeq and is a predicted model, not a curated record. Bases 1 to 315 code for a protein of 104 amino acids. Gene Ontology annotation, biological process: siroheme biosynthetic process. Gene Ontology annotation, molecular function: uroporphyrin-III C-methyltransferase activity. Lineage: Eukaryota; Fungi; Basidiomycota; Agaricomycetes; Agaricales; Hydnangiaceae. The transcript has 2 exons.
AUGCCCAGCAAGACAGAACUUAUCAUCGCGAAGAAGUUCCUCGGGAAUGCAGAUGAAAGCCAGGAAGAAAUGGUGCAUUUCGCUGUGGAAGGCGCGCGGAAGUGGUUCGUCCGAUCCUCCAUAGGAUCUGAAGAGGCAGUUUUCUCCCGUGCGCGAGGGUUCGAGCCCAUCCUCGUUUCGGGUAUCUCCUCAGCCUUGGUCGGGCCAACGUUCGGUGGUAUCCCGCUCACGCACCACGGUGUAGCCAGCAGCAUGGUUGUGUGGGGAGGGGUGGGAGCAGGGUACAGAUGCCAGAGUAUACGUUGGUUGUUUUGA